AUGAGUGGCUGUCUAGACAAUUGUGGCGAGUGCUGCUCCAACAUCUCCUGCACCUGUGGUAUCAUUGACACAGACUGGUUAGCAGAGCGGCGCAAUGCCAUCUCCUCCAUCCUGGCUGGUUCCCUGUUUGCUGUGGGGUGGUGGAUUGCUAUUGACGUGGGCGCAGUGGACUCUGAUCACUUUAGUAAAGCGUACUGGACGUGUGGUGUGUUCGGGACAAUAGGCCUGCUCAUGGUUAACGCUGUCUCUAAUUCCCAGUUACGUGGUGAUGCUUACGUGCCAGGUGCGCUGGGUACGUCUGGCACGCGGGUCUGGAUGGUUAUAGGGUUCCUGUGUUCCUUUGGUGCGCUUAUUGGAGCUAGUUUUAUCUUAUUUGGAGAAUAUGUUUACAAGAAAAUAGAACCGUCGUACCCAGGUACGGGGUUCUUCAUGCAGAAUCUCCUCAUAUUCAUGGCUACUAUUAUAUUUAAAUUCGGGCGUGUUGAGGAUUCUUACUGAGAUAACGAACAAUUCAAGUAUAUACUAUAUAGCUUGUAGCUAGAUACCCUGUGUAAAUCAGAUGUCAGGUUUGAUAUGAAGUAACA
Molecule: messenger RNA, 584 nt
Organism: Bolinopsis microptera
Lineage: Eukaryota; Metazoa; Ctenophora; Tentaculata; Lobata; Bolinopsidae
Product: transmembrane protein 50A-like
Exons: 1
Coding region: 1-498 (165 amino acids)
Biological process (GO): protein targeting to vacuole; late endosome to vacuole transport via multivesicular body sorting pathway
Source: RefSeq, a predicted model, not a curated record